Linum trigynum is the source of this 609-nucleotide messenger RNA. The record is from the annotation of a GenBank genome assembly. NCBI's taxonomy places the organism in Eukaryota, Viridiplantae, Streptophyta, Magnoliopsida, Malpighiales, Linaceae.
AUGGAAAAGUUUCAGAUGUUGUUCCCUUCCUCCUCCUCCUCUUCUUCAGCUCACCAUCAGUACUACGAUGAUGAUCAUCAUCACAAUAGUAUCAACUUCUUAUCAUCAUCGUCGUCACCACCAUCAUCCACGUCAAUGAAUGAUGGUCCAUCUAUGAUGACCAUGGGGUCGAGCGCAGCAGAUCAUGAUUACCAUCAUCAUCAGAUCAGUACUAAUAACGAUGAUGAUCAUCAUCAGGAGCAGGUUGUUACGGUGGCCAUGGGGCCUGGAGCAGCAGAUCAAGGAGAUGGAGGGAAGAAGAAGAAGGGAGAGAAGAAGGUGAAGAAGCCUAGAUAUGCUUUCCAGACGAGGAGUCAAGUCGAUAUCCUUGACGAUGGCUAUCGAUGGAGGAAGUAUGGCCAAAAAGCUGUCAAGAACAACAAGUUCCCAAGGAGCUAUUACAGAUGCACGUACCAAGGCUGCAAUGUGAAGAAGCAAGUUCAAAGGCUGACCAAAGAUGAAGGAGUAGUGGUCACAACUUAUGAAGGCGCUCACACCCACCCCAUUGAGAGGCCUAGUGAUAACUUUGAGCACAUCUUGAACCAAAUGCAAAUCUACACUCCCUUUUAA